AUGUCGCAGUUUGGGCUGUUUUAUGAAGGUGUUCGAUGGGAUAUUCCUAGUGAAGGUGGAGCAGCAUGCCUUUCUUACCUAUCAGAAACCAGGCGUCUGUUUGAAACUCUAUUUUUCACAAUUAUCUAUGGAAGUUUGCUUUUGUGGUGUAUUCCAAGGCUUAAGCUCCCUAUUGAUGAAAGAUAUGCCCCACGCAAACACAUUGCAUGGAUAACAAUGAUCCACUGCUUAGUUUUCGGCAUAGAAAUCGGCUACAAACUUACAGCUCGCUCACUAAUCUUCAUUUUCAAUCCAUGCCAUGCAUUGACAGCCGUCCAGAUAUGGCUUUUGUUCGCUAAGCCGAGCUCAUUCGUUACUGCCGUUUUUCGCUUGCAUCUUCAUGGUAUCAAUGGGACAUUGCUUGCCCUCUUACUCCCAACUGCCGGUACUAGGACGCCCGCUCUUCGGGUCAUCUACUUCGUUCAGCAUAUUCUCAUUCUCCUUAUUCCAGCUUGCAUCUUGGACCAAAGAUCUAUUGUAUUUAUUCGUGAACUCUCUAGCCGCGUAAUUAACCCAAUACAGUUAGAUGCUUUUUUGUUAUAUUUAGCCGUCUAUUCAAUCGAACCUCUGGGCGAUUUUCAUUGGGUCCUAACAUCUUUGUCCAUACAAACACUCUACCACUUUCUGUUCCUCCAGCCACUUGGCAUGCUAACCCAUGCUAAUCUGAACCAGAUGCUCUGCCCAUUUCCCGCCGAUCCGUUUGCUGGACCCCACUAUCGCAUAGCGGCAAUGAUUCAUCAACCAGUGUUAAUAUUGUUAUCGGGAAAGCUUUACUCCAUCAUUGUCUUAUGGCUGCAACAAUCUAUCAAGUCUCCGAAUUUCCUCAAACCACUCUGCUCCUCCUUUCAUUGGCUUCCUGGUCUCGCUAUCACCUGGAGCAAUUCCAAUAAAGCUACUGCCAAUCAAAUCAUCUGUGAAAAGACGGUAGAACGAAGACCGCGCUCUUUGGAGGAGCUUUUCCAAACUCAGAACGGUUGGUUCUUAUGA
Molecule: messenger RNA, 1026 nt
Organism: Echinococcus granulosus
Lineage: Eukaryota; Metazoa; Platyhelminthes; Cestoda; Cyclophyllidea; Taeniidae
Product: Transmembrane protein
Exons: 6
Coding region: 1-1026 (341 amino acids)
Source: RefSeq, a predicted model, not a curated record